Nicotiana attenuata is the source of this 1604-nucleotide messenger RNA. Its product is annotated as polyadenylate-binding protein RBP47-like. The transcript has 6 exons. Gene Ontology annotation, cellular component: cytosol. Bases 123 to 1412 code for a protein of 429 amino acids. Gene Ontology annotation, molecular function: mRNA binding. The record is from RefSeq and is a predicted model, not a curated record. Lineage: Eukaryota; Viridiplantae; Streptophyta; Magnoliopsida; Solanales; Solanaceae.
GUAGAAUCUUUCUCCAUUUAGCUCGUAAGCCGACUUCUCUCCACUUUCUCUCUCUUCCCCUUCCUUAUUUUCUCUCUCUAAAAAACCAUAGCCAUACUAGAGGAAGGGGUAAAUUUUGAAAUAUGAAUGGAGAUAUGAACCAACAACAACAACAGCAAUUGCAGCAACAGCAGCAGCAACAAUGGCUGGCGAUGCAGCAGUAUCAGCAGCAAUGGAUGGCGAUGCAGCAGCAGCAGUAUUCACCAAUGGUAAUGCAGCAGCAGCAGCAACAGAUGAUGUACGGUCAACAAUACAUGCCGUACUACCAUCAGAAGCAGCAGCAGCAGAUUCAGAUUCAGCAGGACGGCUCAAGCGAAGAUAAUAAGACGAUCUGGAUUGGUGAUCUCCAGCACUGGAUGGAUGAAACUUAUCUUCAUUCUUGCUUCUCUCAAUCUGGCGAGGUUAUUUCUGUGAAGGUCAUUCGAAAUAAGCAGACUGGUCAGUCUGAGCGUUAUGGAUUUGUUGAGUUCAAUACCCAUGAAGCAGCAGAAAAAGUUCUACAGAGCUACAAUGGCACUAUGAUGCCAAAUGCAGAGCAACCCUUCCGCUUAAACUGGUCAGCUUUUAACGCUGGUGAAAAGCGUGCAGAUGCUGGUGCUGGUUCUGGUUCUGACUUAUCGAUUUUUGUAGGAGAUUUGGCUCCUGAUGUUACUGACACAAUGUUGCGUGACACAUUCGCCAGUAGAUAUACAUCUGUUAAAGGUGCAAAAGUAGUAAUAGAUUCAAACACGGGUCGUUCAAAAGGCUAUGGCUUUGUUAGGUUUGGUGAUGAAAAUGAGAGGUCUCAGGCCAUGACUGAAAUGAAUGGUAUAUAUUGCUCUAGCAGGCCUAUGCGUAUUGGUGUUGCUACUCCAAAGAAACCAUCAACACUGCAACAAUAUUCUUCACAAGCUGUGAUAUUAGCGGGAGGACAUGCAUCAAAUGGUGCUGCAACCCAAACUUCCCACUCUGAUAGUGAUUUGUCAAACACAACAGUUUUUGUUGGAGGACUUGACUCUGAUGUUACCGACGAUGAACUCAGGCAGUCAUUUAACCAGUGUGGCAAUGUGGUCUCUGUGAAAAUACCAGCCGGAAAAGGAUGUGGCUUUGUACAGUUUUCGGACAGGAGUGAAGCAGAGGAUGCGAUACAAAAAUUAAAUGGAGCAGUUAUCGGGAAGCAGACGGUUCGUCUUUCCUGGGGUCGAAAUCCAGCAAACAAGCAGUUGAGGACUGACUCUGGUAGUCAGUGGAAUGGGAGUUAUUAUGGAAGGCAAAAUUAUGGGGGGUACGGAUAUGGUGCAUCGCAAAGUCAAGAUUCUAGCAUGUAUGCUGCUGGAGCAACUUAUGGGGCAUCUUCUAAUGGCUAUGGCAAUCACCAGCAGCCAGUUAGCUAGCUGAACUAUAGUCUGAGUGUGCUAUCUAUUUAGUUAGAGUUUGGCCAACUUUUUAUUUUCUUAUAACUUUUAUUUCUGGUGUGUUAUUUGAAUUGAUUUACAGGUUAUAGUGUUUGAUGAGGAUUUGUAGCUGUAUUGCCUUUAUGGUUUGAUGAGUGGUGAACUUAUUCGUCACCUGUUUCUCUUUCCUUC